Molecule: messenger RNA, 1325 nt
Organism: Neltuma alba
Lineage: Eukaryota; Viridiplantae; Streptophyta; Magnoliopsida; Fabales; Fabaceae
Product: uracil-DNA glycosylase, mitochondrial
Exons: 7
Coding region: 42-983 (313 amino acids)
Biological process (GO): base-excision repair; base-excision repair, AP site formation via deaminated base removal
Molecular function (GO): uracil DNA N-glycosylase activity
Source: RefSeq, a predicted model, not a curated record
GAGAGAUGCCCGCCAUUUCAUGAAACCAAGAGGCAGAGGAAAUGGCUUCACUGUGCUCCAAAACCCUAAUGGAUCUGUACCAGCCAGUUUCUAAGCGAUUGAAACCCAAUGUCGCCCCAGUCUCCAAAUCGGCUAGCUCUCAGUCCAACCCCGACGCAGAUGCUGACACGAAUGAUACCUCUCAGUCCUCUAUACUUAGUGUCAAACAAAAAUCACGUAUUGAAUGCAACAAAUUGCUGGCCAAGUCGAAGAGGAAUAUGAAAAUCUGUGCCGGAAGGGUCUCUAAUUGGAAAGGUCAUGUAAAACUGGAGGAUUUGCUGGUGGAGGAGACCUGGUUGGAAGCUCUUCCAGGAGAAUUUCAGAAGCCUUAUGCCAAGAAUCUCUGCCAAUUUGUGGGAAGAGAGAUAUUCAAUGGCGCUGAGGCUAUAUAUCCGCCUUCCCAUAUGAUUUUCAACGCUCUGAACUCUACCCCUUUUGAUAAAGUUAAGGCAGUCAUCCUUGGGCAGGACCCUUAUCAUGGACCUGGACAAGCCAUGGGCCUUUCAUUCUCUGUGCCUGUAGGAGUAAAGGUCCCUUCGAGUCUGGUAAAUAUAUUUAAGGAACUCAAGCAAGACCUUGGCUGUUCAGUUCCAUCUCAUGGAAAUCUGGAAAAAUGGACUGCACAGGGUGUUCUCUUGCUUAAUGCUGUUCUCACAGUCAGGAAGCAUCAAGCUAAUUCUCAUGCAAAAAAAGGUUGGGAACAGUUUACUGAUGCCGUUAUCAAAACAGUCUCACAGAAGAAGGAAGGAGUUGUGUUUCUUUUGUGGGGGAACUCUGCUCAGGAGAAAUCUAGGCUGAUUGAUACAACAAAGCACCACAUUCUGAAAGCUGCACAUCCUUCUGGUUUGUCUGCAAACAGAGGCUUCUUUGGCUGCAGGCACUUCUCUAAAACUAACCAACUUCUGGAACAAAAGGGGAUUUCCCCGAUUGACUGGGAGCUGUAACAUCUCGGAGUGCUCAGGAGUUUCGUGAAAAUGGCGGUGGAGGAUGCGACCAGUUUUGGGGCGAUGUAUGAGCCCAUUUUGGCUUAUACAAAUAUGCUAAGGUAAAUAGUUCGGCCCAAAACAUAAUUUGGCCGAUUAUUUAGCGUUCGUUUUGUGAUCACCUCUGCACCCCUAAUAACUAUUUUGCUGCAUGUGUUGACGCUGAGAAGCCCUGAUGUAUAUUAUUUAUGGGUAACGUGGUCAAACAUCAGAGAAGAAUCCAUGAUCCAUCCGGUCAUUUCUGUUUCCUUGCUUUUUGGAACUUCUUAAUGUCAUGUUUCCAUGAAAAAACAUGUCAAAUAA